CGUUGAGCGCGUGCGGUCCAGCUCGAGUCCUUCACUCUUCGGUUGCCGAGGUCACCGGGAGGAGCGGACGAGCUACCGGGAGAAGGAGCGGAGUCAGCGGGGUAAAGCUCCGGUGGAAUGACGCUGAGCACGAAGCCGUUCCUAAGUCAUGGAUAGAGUGCUGCCAAAAUGACACACGAGACCCUGACAAGCUCCCAGUUGUCCCUCAAGGCCGCCGCUCUGCGCAUGGUUGACCUCCCAGUGUCCGUCUACAGCUCCCUGACACAGGUGAGCAUCAGCACCGGCACCAAGAAGCUGGUGGCUGCCACAACCUUCGGUACCAUCUCACUGCUCCUCCUCGCUCGCCGCUUUCAAAGGAGGAAGGGCAGGAAGAAGGGUCAGUCGCCGCAGUGGCAGCAAGCCGAUCUUGAGUUUGUCGCCUCGGCCGCUGCAGAAAAUGAUAACACCAGUCAGAACAUCAGCGUCUCCUUCAACUCCAACAAUUGCUGCUCAACGGGUUCUGGGCUGGUUCUCACCACAAGAGACUACAGGAAACUAUCCGGGUCUCUGGCGAGUCUGGCCUCGGUAAAAAGUGUGAACUCGUCCAGCAGCAGCACCUGUGCGAACGAAUCCAUCGGCUGGGACGGAGCGAGGGACGCUGACGUGUGCAGCGUGGUCAACUUGUCUGUUACCACGCCAGAGAACCUCUACCUCAUGGGCAUGGAUCUGUUCGAGGAGGCGCUGCAGCGCUGGGAGGAAGCGCUGACGUUCAGGAGCAGACAGGGAGACGAUGACGCCGUCUGCGCCUCGGUCAAAACAGGAGCCGGAGACGCGAUCGCAGAGCAGAGCAUGGAGGACGUCAUCAGCGCGGAGUUCAUCCACAGGCUGAAGUCUCUGCUGCAGCGGGCUUAUCGCCUGCAGGAGGAGUUUGAGGGAGUGUUGGGCAUGUCGGAGCCGUCGUCCCGCAGCAGCAGCAGCAGCCAAGAUCAAAUGGCGGACCUUCUGGCCAGAGACGAGCUGGACGACGUCUGUCUCAGAGACAGCAUCAGCAUCGCUUCCAACGACUCGUUUGUGUCUGCAGCUGAGCUGUCGGAGCACAGAGAUCUGAGGAGCACCUUUCCUCUGGGACAUCAUCCUUUGUACGAGGCGGCGCUGCAGAUGGCCGAGGAGGGCAAGAUCUCCUGCAGGGUGCUUCGAACCGAGAUACUGGAGUGUCUGGGCGACCUGGACUUCCUGGCUAAGCUGCACUGUGUACGGCAGGCGUGUGAGCUCAUCCUGAGCGACAGGGCGACCAGGAUGUUCCUGGCUGACACAGGAAAGAAAAUCUUGUCUUCCAUUAUAGUUAAAGCUCAAAAAAGUCCAAAGCGAUUUGAGGAAGUGUUUGAGGAGCUGAUUUUCUUCCUGGAGCAGUCGGAUCACUGGGAAGACACGGAGCUGGAGCUGGCUUCACGAGGGGUUAGGCAUUUGAACUUCUACGACGUGGUUCUGGACUUCAUCCUGAUGGACUCCUUUGAGGACCUGGAAAACCCUCCCAUCUCCAUCCAGAACGUGAUCAACAACCGCUGGCUCAACAGCUCCUUUAAGGAGACGGCGGUAGCAUCAAGCUGUUGGUCAGUACUGAAGCAGAAGAGACAGCACAUGAAGGUGGCCAACGGCUUCAUCGCACACUUCUACGCUGUGUGUGAGCAGAUCAGCCCCGUCCUGGCCUGGGGCUUCCUGGGCCCAAAGAGCUCCCUGCACGACUUCUGCUGCUUCUUUAAGGACCAGGUGCUCCACUUCCUGAAGGACGUCUUUGACCUGGACAAAGUGCGUUACUCCUCGGUGGAGACCCUGGCAGAGGACAUGCUCCAGCUCCUGCACCGGCGCUCCGAGCUGCUGCUGGCCUACCUGGGAGCCGACGCCCUGCGGCCCCUGGGUGGCUGCAGCACGCUGCAGGUGCAGCUGGUCCCCAGCGCUCUGCUGGAGGCACAAGUCCAGUAAGCAGCCACGCGCGGCGCCCACUUCAUCCAACCAUUGGACCAAAGAACGUUCUCUCUGUGACUUUUUCACACCAUGAAGCGAUAAACAAGUCUUGGUGGCCUCUGUCGUCACACUGCGGGCUCUCUGGAUGUGUCUGCCUUCAUCAUUGCUUCUCCCCAAACUCCUUCCACAGUGCCAUAGCAGUGACAUAUCAUUCUUUAAAAGAAAAAAAGGAUCUUAGCAAUACUCUUUGUAGUUUUAACCUGAGGAUAAUUACUUUGCUUUGUAAAUGAAGACGUAUUUAUUGCAGUUGAAAGCCAGUUGUUUGACACUAAAGGGAAGCGUUGGCUCGUAUUUAUUUUAGUAGAAAGCCUAAAGAUGCAGGGUUGCUUUUGUAGAUGUUGCAGUUUUACUGUAAGAGCUUCGGACGUAUUGUAGGCGUCGCGUUUACUUUCACUUUCAUAUCGUCGUGAACACAAGCAAUGCAAUAAUAUCAGAUGUAUAUGCUGCUUAGCACUACUGUUGCAGGAGAUCUACUUGAAAAAAAAAAAA
Fundulus heteroclitus (mummichog) is the source of this 2490-nucleotide messenger RNA. RefSeq names its product mitoguardin 1 (gene miga1). The transcript is spliced from 16 exons. The record is from RefSeq and is a predicted model, not a curated record. Gene Ontology annotation, biological process: mitochondrial fusion. NCBI's taxonomy places the organism in Eukaryota, Metazoa, Chordata, Actinopteri, Cyprinodontiformes, Fundulidae. Bases 169 to 1959 code for a protein of 596 amino acids.